Carya illinoinensis is the source of this 339-nucleotide messenger RNA. Its product is annotated as repetitive proline-rich cell wall protein 1-like. The transcript has a single exon. Bases 1 to 339 code for a protein of 112 amino acids. NCBI's taxonomy places the organism in Eukaryota, Viridiplantae, Streptophyta, Magnoliopsida, Fagales, Juglandaceae. The record is from RefSeq and is a predicted model, not a curated record.
AUGUCUCCCCUAUACAUGCUACUGGCGUUCCUUGGCAUGGUGGUUCUCACCAUUCCAGCUCUUGGAACCGACUUCCCGCCAUAUUAUACGAAGCCACCUCCCAAGUAUUACAAGCCGCCAAAGUACAAGCCGCCAUAUUACAAGCCUCCAUAUUACAAGCCUCCAUAUAAGAAGCCACCUCCCAAGUAUUCCAAGCCGCCUGUUCCCAUUUACAAACCCAAACCACCAACAUACAAGCGCCCGCCAACUCUACCUCCGAUAGUGGGGAAACCAAAACCGUACAAGCCAUACCCACCUUACGGACACUACCCGGGGCACCCUCCGGUGGAAGUUCCGUAG